Molecule: messenger RNA, 2392 nt
Organism: Durotheca rogersii
Lineage: Eukaryota; Fungi; Ascomycota; Sordariomycetes; Xylariales; Xylariaceae
Exons: 1
Coding region: 472-2118 (548 amino acids)
Molecular function (GO): protein binding
Source: RefSeq, a predicted model, not a curated record
UGUUUCCUACAGGUACCUACAGGCUAGGAGGUGGGUAGGUACCUACCCAGGUAUAUGGGUAUCCGAGGGUGCCUGUCAACCACCGAGUUUCCUUCGCCUUCAUCCCGUUCAUCCCGCUUCCAACGGAACUUGGUCCCAUUCUCAUACAAACUUGCUCGUUUCCGUCGCAUCGCCGGGCGGUCGACUACCACAUAUUUUCACGCAUGCCGAAAACCUACCCAGGAGUGCCAUAAUCGUAUGUCCAUACCUACUACACCGCGGUCUAUAUACUAUACACGUUGGCACACCUGUGGGUAGCGUCCUGCACCCCUCACCCCUCGUCCUACUCUAUUUACCUACGUCACAUCUCACGAGCUCACGAGCAAGACUAUUGGGCUUAUUUCCGCGCUUGCUACCCAUAAUAGAUAGAGCUCUCGCGCCCCUAUGCUCCGGCUCAAGUAGUCACACACAUCGCACCCCAGCACUUUCUAAAUGGAGUCCCUGGCGAAAUUCAAGCGUCGGAGCGUCGACCUCUUCCACUCUCUUCCGCAGAACUUGCCGUCCAUGCCUCGACUGCCCCAUCUGCCUAAUCUUCAGCGCUCUGGGGGUGAUCCAACAAUGAAGGGCACGUGGCAGCGUAUUUCCGUCCCGCCCCUCCCGAGAUCUUCGCAUUCGCUCGACAUCGUCGCCGGCAACGCGUACAUAUUUGGCGGCGAGAUUGACCCGCGCAAGCCCGUCGAUAAUGAUAUGCAUAUCAUAGCGCUGCCCUCGAGCGGCGCCCCCGCCGAUUACUAUGCCGUCAAGGCUAGGGUCUCUCCUAAGCGACAAUUUGCUGAAAACCCUCCGCCGCCCAUCACCGAGGAGGACGAAGCCGCGGCCGAGCUAAAGGACACCUUGGCCGAUGUCCCGCUGAGCUCUCCCACCCCACCCACUGCCGAAGAUACGUCGGCGACUACGGCCGAGAAGGGAAAAAACAAGCGCCCCGAUUCCGAAGUUCCCUGUGCGCGCGUUGGUCACGCUACUGCUGUCAUCGGUUCUCGCAUCUUCCUGUUCGGCGGUCGUAAUGUCGAGUCCUCCUCUGAGCCGCUCGACGAGGGUGGCCGCGUCUGGAUCUUCGAAACCAAGACGCAUACGUGGUCGUACCUGGACCCUUACCGCAAUAGCCCAGUACCUCCCGCGAGAAGCUACUUUGCCGCGACCGCGACGGACAAGCCGCGAGACUUUGCUAUCAAGCCCCUGCACCGAGCCUCGAGCUGGAAAGAGUGGGCCGAGGGAGACUCAGCUGACGUCGGAAUUCCCCAGCGGCCGAUUGCCGGCAGCGUGGCUGCGACUGCCACAGACGAGGAAGAGGCGGGGUUCGGCACCUUUAUUAUCCACGGAGGCUGCACGGCGUCCGGCGGCCGGACCGGGGAUGUCUGGGCCUUCGACGUGCGCAGCUGCACCUGGAAGGAGUUACCGGCUGCCCCCGGUCCAGCCCGAGGCGGCGCCGCUCUCGCUCUCGCUAAGAGCAGGCUCUAUAGAUUCGGUGGCUACAGCGGGCAGGAGGAACUAGGUGGCCAACUUGACGUCUUGGAGCUCGGGCUCGACGAAUUCGACGACCGAGUGAGCCGAGGCGAGGUUGGCGUCUUCGCGCGCGGCGGCUGGCAGACCAUCGAGCCAGCCGCGGCCCCCGUGCCGCCUCAGGGCGGCGACGAGGCGGCCAAGCUGGUGCCUGCCGAGGAGUGGCCCGGAAACCGCAGCGUCAGCAGCAUGGAACUCGUGCUCGGCGGCGGGGGGCGCGAGUACUUGGUCCUCAUGCUCGGCGAGCAGAGCCCCAGCAGCGAGGGCCACGCGGGCGCGGGCCAGUUCUGGGGCGACGUCUGGGCCUUCCAAGUCCCCCCGCUCGGCAUGACCGCCGCCAGCGUCACAGACGCCAUACUGCAGUCCAUGGGCCGAAAGACGGGAGAGGGUAGGUGGACUAGGGUGACCACGACUCCGUAUGACGACGAAGACAACGCGGCGGCCGAGGGCCCGGGCCCGAGGGGCUGGAUCGCGAGCGCCCCCCUGGGUGACCUCGAGGAGAACGCCGUCUUCGUUUUUGGCGGGCUGGACGGGAGCAAUCGGAGGUUGGGCGACGGCUGGAUUUUCCGGCUUCAGUAAGAGAAGCUCCGGUCUCUUGGCGAGACGGAUGUCUAAAUUGGGAUUUUCCUUUUUUAGCGGCUAGGUUCUCUGGAUGUAUCGGGUUGGUCAAGUCGGAUCGGAUAUGAAGAGGAAAGUGAUGAUUCCAAAAGGCGAGACUGAUGAGCGAAACGGAAAGCCGAGUAAUUUGCGGCCUCUUGCGUAUGAUCGAUAUGUUUGUUACGGGUAGGUGGCAGAAACGUCAAGUCACAGGUUUCUUUUUGAGUGUCAAUACAAAUGCAGCUUAUGUACAAAG